AUGUUAGAAAACUACAAUUCCCAGAAAUCAUUGCGCCUCUUACUACAAACAAAGGCUUUUACAAACGCACGAAACGCGGCGCAUUUAUGAAGAAGUAAGUCUUCAUUAUGCUGAAGAAAACGGUGCAGUCUUAAAAGAGACAAGUGCGGGCGACAAGUGUAACCGCAAAAUUGGAUACUGUCCGAGUCCUCGCGUGAUUUCACGCUUCCGGAAGUUGGAACGGCAUGAAAAAGAGAGCUGUCCAGGGUGCUGACACUGCUUAUUCUAGAUGGCAAUAUUUUAUAUCUUUUCAGAACUAGUCAAGAUGGAUGAAUGUCAAGACUUCUGCUGUACAACCAACGCCCUCAACUCCACUAACAGCAGCAGCUGCCCUCCCUGCAAGAAACCUGAUGACAUUCCAAAAUCUAAUGGGCUCCCAGAGCACAAGACCCUGCUGCGGGUAUCUGAAUCGCAUGGACUUCAGCUACUGGGUGUGCUCAGAUCAUUCAGGGAGAGAGGCUUGUUGUUUGACUUCACCAUCAAGGCUCAGGAACGCAGUUUUCCUUGUCAUCGUUGUGUCCUUGCCGCAUGCAGUGAUUUCUUCAGGGCCAUGUUUGAGGUAGACAUGCGAGAACGAGGAGAUGGGUCAGUAAACCUGGCUAACCAGUGUCCAGCAGCAGUGGGUUCUUUCCUGGACUUUGCCUACUCUGGAGAGACACUCAUCACUGACACUAAUGUAGACAUGAUAUUUCAGCUGGCCUCAUUUCUUCAGGUUUCAGUGCUCUCCAAAGCAUGCAGUGAUUUCCUGAUAGGAACCAUGGAUCUGUGUAACUGUCUGUCCCUUUUGUCACUCGCUGAGGCAUAUGGAUCAGCCUCUCUACUCAAAAGUGCUGGUAAAUUUGUGGUUCAGAACUUUGAUGACCUUUCUAAGACCCACGACUUCCUCGAUAUGCAGAUAAAUGUGCUGGAGACAUGUUUAAGGUCAGAUGCUCUAAAUGUGCCCAGUGAGGAGGCAGUGGUCAUGUCACUUCUUAGAUGGAUACGUCAUGAUCUCCCAGGAAGACAGAAGCUUUUACCAGGGUUACUGUCUCUAACUAGACUUCAUCAUCUUCCCACAACUGCAUUAAAGACUCUGCGUGAUUCCGACACUCUGCUCAGUGAGGAUGAGUCGUGUCUGGCUUUGCUGUCAGAGGCCCAGGACAGACAGAGUCAAUACAGCGGCCUGCUCACUGACGCCAGGCCUGCCACCACACAGAGCUACAUCUACAUCCACAAAACUGAGGAGAAUGGAGAGAUCCACCAUACCUUCUGCUACUGUCUUGAAACAGACCAGUGGAAAGAACUAGGAAUGGGGCAUGGAGGAGGGGCAGCCACUGUGCCAGACCCACCAGGAUCCUACCUGACCAGCUAUGCUGAGAAGAUGUUUGUGACAGGUGGUUGUCGUGGAAACUGUUGCCGGGCUAUACGUCUCCAUGUGGCUGAGCCUUUUCAUGAUGCCACAGAUGAGGUGUGGUGCUUUUGUCCUGUGACUCAGACCUGCACACCUGCACCAGCAAUGCUGAAACCCCGAACCAUGCACACCGCAGUGACCUGUCUGGAUCGAGUUUUCGUGAUUGGGGGACGCACCAAGGGAUCCAGAGGGGGAGCUCCAAGUCUACUGGAGGUGGAGUAUUACGACCCCCUAUCCCAGACCUGGAGUCCUGUCAGCCCACUGCCCACUGCCAUCUUUUACCCAGAAGCCAGUGCUUGUGGCAGUAUCAUCUACACUUUAGGCUCAGAGGUGGAGAUCACAGACUCCUUCAACCCCUCACUCGACUGUUUCUUCCAAUAUGAUGCCCAAAAAGACCAGUGGAGCCGCUUGGUAGCAGAAUUUGGCCAGUUCUUCCACGCGACACUGGUUAAGGCAGUGUCUAUUAAAAAUACACUGCACCUCUGUGACCUGUCAACGUAUAAGGUUUACAGUUUUUGUCCAGAGACCUGUGUGUGGAAGGGAGAGGGGUCGUUUGAGUGUGCAGGGUUCAAUGCCGGGGCUGUGGGUAUGAGGGACAGAAUCUACAUCCUGGGUGGAGACUAUUCCCCUGACGAAAUCACAGAUGAAGUUCAGAUGUACCACAGUGGGAGGAGUCAAUGGGAAGAAGUGGCACCGAUGCCCAGGGCGCUCACUGAGUUCCACUGCCAGCUCAUCAGCUUCAAUAAAUACAGGGACCCCUGGGGUGAUGCAUCAUAACCUGCACAGACAUCUGGAUGUACAUGUGUGUUCCAGGUGUCACCGGUGUAUCCAUGAUGUUACCUUGGCCCUCAGUCUCCAGUGCAUGACAGCUGCAUUAACUGUUUUGACACAUUCAGAAAACGUGUAUGUCCUCAACUAACAGCACGUCUCAUCUUACAGAUCACCAGUACAUGAACACAUCUGAGCCAAAUGAUUUAUUUAUUUAUUUAUGUAUUGUCCAUAUUUUUGUAUGUAUAAAGCGCCCCCUGUCAUAGGAUAUCUGCUUUGUCAAUCACAAUAUGGCCCCUCCCAUGGAGGAGCCCUGUUGAAUAGAAAACUAUUUUGAAAAAUCUUAUUUUAGUAUCUGAUUUUUUUUUUUUUUUCCAAUAUUUGAAUCCAUGCAGAGAUUAAUCCAACUUUAGCAGCUCUCUUUAGUGAUGAAAAAUAAUAAAACUUCACUUGUAAACUGUUGCUUUUACGCUUAUAUUUAAAAUAUUUUGCCUCUUUUGAAUUUUUCUAUAUUUGAGAAUUACAUAUUUGAGUAGUUUCUGCUUCAUUUGCUUAAUUUGAUGUGGACUUAAAUUUUAUUAUAUUAUUGAAAAAAAACAACAACACAAGUUUCCUAUAUUCAGCUAAUAUGAUCCUGUCAGUUAUUUCAUGUGAAUCACUUUUCUAUUUUAUUUUUUACAUUUUCCUAACAUUGCCAUUUUUUUUCUUUGAGAGCAUGUAAUACAGUACAAAAGAAUACAGUUCAAAUAAGUCAAUGUUAAUACUGUGUAAAUUAUCUGGAUGGAUUUUCAGUUUCAAUAACUUGCCUUUUUCAGACUGUCAUUUAUCCAUGCAUGUCCUGCUUCUCCUCUCAUGAAAAAUACAGCAAUACUUGGGAACAAUAGAUCAAGAUGUUCUGAUCCAACUGUAACUGAUGUGCAAUAUUACCUGUACUUGCUUGGUAUAAAAAAAAUGCAGUAGCUUUAGUCUUUUACCACAGCUUACUGUCUCUGAAAUGAGGAGGAGAAAAAAAGGCGUCAUGGUGUAAAAUGUGUUAUGGAACAAAAACACAACUCAACAAAUGUCUUUUAUGACAAGAAAUAAAUAUGAACACAAAGCCUGA
This is a messenger RNA of Sphaeramia orbicularis (orbiculate cardinalfish), 3299 nucleotides long. It is a transcript of the gene kbtbd3, whose product is annotated as kelch repeat and BTB (POZ) domain containing 3. NCBI's taxonomy places the organism in Eukaryota, Metazoa, Chordata, Actinopteri, Kurtiformes, Apogonidae. The transcript is spliced from 10 exons. Gene Ontology annotation, molecular function: protein binding. Bases 269 to 2206 code for a protein of 645 amino acids. The record is from RefSeq and is a predicted model, not a curated record.